Messenger RNA from Scylla paramamosain (green mud crab), 2910 nucleotides. It is a transcript of the gene Hmt-1, whose product is annotated as ATP-binding cassette sub-family B member 6-like. The transcript has 16 exons. The coding region runs from base 229 to 2799 and encodes 856 amino acids. The record is from RefSeq and is a predicted model, not a curated record. Lineage: Eukaryota; Metazoa; Arthropoda; Malacostraca; Decapoda; Portunidae. Gene Ontology annotation, molecular function: heme binding; ATP hydrolysis activity; ATP binding. Gene Ontology annotation, cellular component: vacuolar membrane. Gene Ontology annotation, biological process: transmembrane transport; heme transport.
UACCAAAAUUUUCCGCAUAUUUACUUAUUUUUUGCGUCUGCGUAUUGACCAUCCACUAUCAAGAUCAAGAUUAAGACUCCCCUCUCCUUAACUUAUCAAACGUCUGUUAUUUUUAUCAAUUUUAACCUGGUUUUCGCUGAGCCAGCCGCCGCAGGAUCAGCGCCAGGCCGGGAGAGAGCUGGCCACCACACCCACCUCACGCACACACGCACACACACACACGCCACAAUGCUAUACUGCCCGCCAAACAUCACCUUAGCGGAAGUGUGGGUGGGGCACGGCAUCUCCCACUGUCUCCUGGAAACGGUGUGUGCUGCCACUUACACCACCUUCCUGUUGGUGUUUGGGGUGGGCCAGUGGCUAAUCUACCACAAGUAUGCCACGCCCAUUGACCAGUACCUGCGCCCAAAGUCGUGUCUCUUCGGGGUGCAGACUGCGCUGGCGGUGGUCAUGGUUCUGGUGGCGGUGGCUCGGAUCUCACUGCAGGCGACUCUGAUUGGACACCACAUCAUCUAUGGGUACAUGAUCCUGGCAUUCUGCUGCAGCCUAAUCAUUUGGCCCCUGUCGGUGCGCCUCGUGUAUCUGGAACGCAACGAACAGCUUCCGUCCGCCCCUACGAGAGGUCACGGCUUCGUCCUGUUAGUGUUCUGGACCUUAGUGUUUGUCGGAGAGAAUUUGGCCUUCCUUAAUCUGAAAAAUGAAGAUUGGUGGUUCGAUCUCAGUUCGGUGACGGAUCGGCUGGAGUUUGCGCUGUUUAUCAUCCGCUACAUCUCUGCCUGUCUUCUGUUCAUCCUGGGGUUGAAGGCUCCUGGUAUAUCAACAAUGAGAGAUUAUAUCAACUUUGGCGGGCGAAUGAGGGGGCAGGGGGAGGCGGAGGAGGACGAGGAGGGUGCAGGGUCAGGUCGAGGUCAAGGGUCAACAUGGCGAGGGUUCUUCAGGAAGCUGUCCGUUCUGCUGCCGUUCAUCUGGCCCAAGAAAAGCCCCGUUCUCCAGUGCGCUGUUCUCUUCUGCUUUAUUUUGUUGGUGCUGGGACGGGUCGCCAACGUCUUCGUCCCCCUGUACUACAAACUCAUUGUGGAUGGCCUCGGAGGCAGCGGUGGAGAGCCGACCUUUGUGUGGGAUGCAGUGCUGGUGUACGUGGCACUCAAAUUCCUGCAGGGGGGCGGCACGGGUGGCACUGGCCUUCUCAAUAAUCUGCGUUCCCUUCUGUGGAUCUCCGUUCAACAAUAUACUAGUAGAGAAGUUCAGGUACAGCUGUUCGCACACCUGCACAACCUGUCGCUGCGUUGGCAUCUGGGCCGCAAGACUGGAGAGGUGCUCAGGGUCAUGGAUCGAGGCACAAAUUCGAUUAAUUCUCUUCUCUCGUAUAUUGUGUUCAGCAUCCUGCCUACAGUAGUGGACAUCACCAUCGCGGUUGUUUACUUCACUGCCGCGUUCAAUUACUGGUUUGGUCUCAUUGUCUUCCUCACUAUGGCGAUCUACCUGGGCACCACCAUCUGGCUGACGGAAUGGCGGACAAAGUACAGGAGGCAGAUGAACUUGGCGGACAAUGAACAAAGGGCAAGAGGUGUGGACUCCCUCCUGAAUUUUGAGACAGUAAAAUAUUAUGGAGCCGAGAAUUAUGAGGUGAACAGGUACCAAGAGGCUCUCCUUUGCUACCAGAAGGAGGAAUGGAAGUCAAAUGCAUCGCUGAGCCUCUUAAACACCAUUCAGAAUUUUGUCAUCAGCGGCGGUCUCCUGGCUGGCUCCCUGCUGGCGGCCUGGUUGGUAGCAGACAAACACACCCUUACCGUCGGCGAUUACGUCCUGUUCUCCACCUAUAUAAUGCAGCUGUACUCUCCGCUCAACUGGUUCGGUACUUACUACAGAAUGAUACAGCAGAACUUCAUUGAUAUGGAGAACAUGUUUGACUUGUUGAAGGAGCGACAGGAGGUGGUGGAUGAGCCAGGAGCCCUCGCCCUGCCCGCCCCAGUGGGAAAGAUUGAGUUUAAGGACGUGUCUUUCGCCUACGCCCCCGAGAGGCAGAUCCUGAAGGGGGUGUCCUUUGUGGUGGAUCCUGGCAAGACCCUGGCUGUGGUAGGCCCAACAGGGAGCGGAAAGAGCACAAUUAUGCGUCUGCUCUUCCGCUUCUACGACGUGUGUGGUGGAGCAGUGCUGGUGGAUGGCGUGAAUGUUAAGCAAUAUCAACAAAACGAGCUGAGACAGGCAAUGGGGGUCGUUCCGCAGGACACGGUGCUGUUUAACGAGUCUAUAUUUUAUAAUAUUCACUAUGGGCGCGUGACAGCAGCAGACCAGGAGGUGAGGGACGCUGCUACUCACGCGGACAUCCACGACAAGAUUCUGACGUUCCCUGACAAAUACGACACCAAGGUGGGAGAGCGUGGCCUUAAGCUGAGUGGGGGAGAGAAGCAGAGGGUUGCCAUUGCCAGGACUAUCUUGAAAAACCCAACCUUUAUCCUGCUUGACGAGGCAACGAGUGCUCUAGACACGCAGACUGAGAGGAACAUACAGACGGCGCUGCAGAGGGUGUGUACCGGCCGGACUGUGGUGGUUGUGGCGCACCGGCUGUCCACUGUCAUCCACGCAGACACCAUUGUGGUACUGAAGGAGGGAACCAUCGUGGAGAGGGGGAGACAUGACGAACUGCUGGCUAGGGGUGGAGAGUACAGCCGGAUGUGGCAACAGCAGCUAGAGGCGAAUAAUAAUGAUGGUAAUGGUGGUGGUGGUGAUGGUGGUGGUGAUGGAGGUGGUGGUGGUGGUAGUGGUGGUGAUGAUGGUGGUAGUGUUGUGAAAGUCUAAUAUUUUGUCUGAUUUUCGUUUCUCUCUCUCUCUCUCUCUCUCUCUCUCUCUCUCUCUCUCUCUCUCUCUCUCUCUCUCUCUCUCUCUCUCUCUCUCUCUCUCUCUCUCUCU